Messenger RNA from Rangifer tarandus platyrhynchus (Svalbard reindeer), 945 nucleotides. The record is from the annotation of a GenBank genome assembly. NCBI's taxonomy places the organism in Eukaryota, Metazoa, Chordata, Mammalia, Artiodactyla, Cervidae.
AUGCUGAAUCAAACCUCUGUCACUGAAUUUCUCCUCCUGGGAGUGACAGACAUCCAAGUACUGAAGCCUGUUCUCUUCGUGAUUUUCCUUGCAAUUUACAUUGUCAAUGUGGCUGUGAAUGGAGUCAUCCUGAUGGUUGUCAUCUCUGAUUCGAGACUCCAUUCUCCUAUGUAUUUUUUCCUGGGAAACCUGUCAUGUCUAGAUAUCUGCUUCUCCACAGUGACUCUGCCAAAGAUGCUGGAGAACUUCCUCUCUACCCACAAAACAAUUUCUUUCUUGGGAUGCAUAAGCCAGCUUCAUUUCUUCCACUUCCUGGGCAGCACAGAGGCCAUGUUGUUGGCCGUGAUGGCCUUUGACCGCUUUGUGGCUAUCUGCAAACCACUUCGUUACACUGUUAUCAUGAAUCAUCAGGUCUGUACCCAGGUGGCUGUCACUGUCUGGAUCAUUGGUUUUUUCCAUGCCCUGCUGCACUCAGUAAUGACCUCUCGCAUAAACUUCUGUGGUUCUAACCGUAUCCAUCACUUCUUCUGUGAUGUUAAGCCAUUGCUGGAGUUGGCCUGUGGGGACACUGACCUCAAUGAAUGGCUACUUCAUUCUAUUAUCCUGGCCACUGCUCUCCUCAUCCUCUGUCCCUUUGGCCUCAUCCUGGGUUCCUACGGGCGUAUCCUGGCUACUAUCUUCCGGAUCCCAUCUGCUGCUGGCCGCCUCAAAGCCUUCUCCACUUGCUCCUCCCACCUGCUGGUGGUGUGCGUUUUCUAUGGCACCGCCAUCUUUAUCUACAUCCGGCCUAAGGCCAGCUAUGAUCCCGCCAGUGACCCCCUUGUCUCCCUCUUCUAUGCUGUAGUCACCCCCAUCCUCAAUCCCAUCAUCUACAGCCUCCGGAACGCUGAUGUCAAGGCUGCCCUAAAGAGAACCAUCCAGAAAAUGGGGCCGGCAAAAAUUUGA